CCCUUCCAUUCACUUGAUCACUCACUCUAGCCUUCACCAUAUCCACUCCUUUCACAAUUCACCUCCAAAACUAUACCUUGUCACUGCAACAUCUUAAGUUCACUCAUAGAGAGAGAGAGAGAGAGAGAGAGAGAGAGAGUUGCAGCAUUUUAUGGAGACUAUGCCUAGUUUUAUAUGCAUAUUGCUAUUUCUCUCUAUUCUCCUCUCAUAUUUCUAUUCAAAGAAACAAAAGAAGAACAAACAAAAACAAAAAAUGCUUCCCCCAGGAUCAAUGGGGUGGCCUUAUAUAGGAGAGAGUCUCCAACUCUACUCUCAAGACCCAAAUGACUUCUUUGCUAAAAAGCAAAGAAGAUAUGGGGACAUUUUCAAAACCCACAUCCUCGGCUGCCCUUGUGUCAUGUUGGCUAGCCCAGAGGCUGCUCGGUUUGUCUUGGUGACUCAAGCUCACUUGUUCAAGCCUACAUACCCCAAAAGCAAAGAGAAGUUGAUCGGUCCUUCCGCCCUGUUUUUCCACCAAGGGGACUAUCAUACUCACCUGAGGAAGUUGGUUCAGAGUUCGUUGUCUCCAAAAGCAAUCAGAAAAUUGAUCCCUGAUAUGGAAGAAAUGGCCAUUUCUGCCAUGGAGUCAUGGGCUAGAGAGCAAGUCAUCAAUACCUACCAUGAGAUGAAGAAGUUUGCUUUCGAAGUCGGCAUUCUCUCAGUGUUUGGUCGCUUGGAUGAAAAAUACAAGGGAGAGCUCAAGAAGAACUAUUGCAUAGUGGACAAGGGUUACAAUUCUUUCCCAACCAACUUACCAGGAACUGCAUAUAACAAAGCAAUCUUGGCUCGGAAAAAGCUCAACCAGAUACUAACUGAGAUCAUCUGUGAGAGGAAGGAGAAAAGACUACUGGAGAGGGAUCUCUUGGGGCAUUUCCUGAACUUCAAAGAUGAGAAAGGGAAGACGUUAACUGAGGAUCAAAUCACGGAUAACAUCAUUGGGGUUCUAUUUGCUGCGCAAGAUACAACAGCAAGUGCCCUAACAUGGAUUCUCAAGUACCUCCAUGAUGACCACGAACUUCUAGAGGCUGUUGAGGCAGAGCAAAUGGCGAUAUAUGAAUCGAAUGGUUUUGGAAACAAGUCAUUGACAUGGGCUCAGACUAGAAAUAUGCCACUUACAUAUAUGGUAAUAUUAGAGAGCUUGAGGAUGGCAAGCAUCAUAUCUUUCACCUUCCGGGAAGCAGUGGUAGACAUAGAAUACGAAGGAUAUUUAAUUCCAAAAGGAUGGAAAGUGCUGCCAUUGUUCAGGAACAUUCAUCACAACCCUGAAUUCUUCCCUGAUCCUAAACAUUUUGAUCCAUCAAGGUUUGAGGUUGCUCCAAAACCAAAUACAUUUAUACCAUUUGGGAAUGGAGUACAUGCUUGUCCAGGGAAUGAGCUUGCCAAAUUGGAGAUGCUUAUUGUGGUCCACCAUCUUGUUACCAAGUUCAGAUGGGAAGUGGUGGGUCAACAAAGGGGGAUUGAGUAUGGUCCAUUUCCUGUCCCUCAGCAAGGACUACCAGCCAAGUUCUGGAAAGAAGUGUUCAACCACCAGAUCUGAUGUUUCUGGGAUUAACUAGAAAUAUGUUAUUCUUAUCAAUUAUUAUUAACCAGAGACAUUGAAUUAAUAUAUGCUUUUUGAAACAUAACAACACAACCAUAACAUUCCUUUGUUAUUUUUCCAACUGCAUUAUUAAUUUCAUGUCUCUGUUAGUAAAGAUUUUUGUGUUUUUAAGAUUUGCAUGGGAGAAUAUGAUUUACUCUCGAUCAUCUUCUAUUUUCUUAACAUCUCUAAUCUAAUUAUCCUAUAUUUUGUGAGUGU
Molecule: messenger RNA, 1837 nt
Organism: Camellia sinensis
Lineage: Eukaryota; Viridiplantae; Streptophyta; Magnoliopsida; Ericales; Theaceae
Product: abscisic acid 8'-hydroxylase 4
Biological process (GO): sterol metabolic process
Molecular function (GO): (+)-abscisic acid 8'-hydroxylase activity; heme binding; iron ion binding
Source: RefSeq, a predicted model, not a curated record